AUGACGGCGGCAGUCCUACGCAGUUCGCCAAACCUCACGGUUCCUCAAACCCAGAACACUGCUCCUGUCUAUGAAUUCAACUGCCUCUAUACCCAUGACCUAAGGCGAAAGCAAAAAAGAUGGCAAGAUGGCUUUUUACGCUACCACACUUUCAACAAGCGUGUCAUGGUCUACGAUGUUCCUAGAAAUUUCCUCGGCGACCUUCACUGGACCAGCGGCGAUGACCUUCAAGAGGGCGAUGAGAUGAUCCUUGAGAAAGGCGGAAUCAUGGUCCAGGUUUCUGAGAGGAUAGGCACUAUACAGACCGACCUCUCGGACCUGCUGCAGCGAAAGGACAAGACUCCGGCUAAAAACCCUGCCUCGUUAAAAACAUUGGUGGGUAAUAGACCACCACAUGCCGCGGCUGCUGCUCCAUCUUUCACGCCUAGGACUCCCCAUACUGCUUCGAUAACACCUAUGAAGCAUAAAUCGCUUAACACUCUGCUCGGAAGGUCACGACGCCCGAUAGGAAAGGCGUCUCUUCCUACAGAGUCCCCCUAUGAAGCACGAAUCAGGGAUCUGCAGGCUGCCGAAGCUCAAGAUCAGAGAGAGCGUAAACGACAGAGGCUUGAUCAUUCAACCCAGACAACGCCCAUGGCGGCAAAGCAACAUAGUCACGCCCCUGCCCAGAAGCGAGCGAAUCCUGUCCCUCACUUGAAUCAAGGAUGCGAAGUCAUUGAUCUUUCCUCUGAUACUGAGGACAUUUCGGCAGCGCAGGCGGCGAGCCGUGCUCUCGACGCCGAGUUGUUGGCGACAUCUUCUCCUGCUCGUCUACUCGAAAGCCCCGCCCACCGCCAAGUACAUCCUGACCACUUCCGCCCCAUCGAUAGACGACCGACAGCAGCAAAGUCAGCUGCUGUUGAAUCUCCUUCUGCCAGAGUAUCAGAUCGGGCGACGCAUGUCGAUUCUCCCGCACCUAAUUCUGCCCGGCCCAGGAAGGAGGUUAGUGUUCCACGAGAGGCAACAAAUAAAGCCGCCGAAGUGCCUGUCGAUGAGCCUUCAAGAAGUGGCUUCUUUGUGGCCGAGUCUGAACCCCAAGCGCGAGGAAAGUCUCUGAAGCUUAUUGGCGGAGCCCCUCGAAAGAUGCUACUCUUCCAGUCACAAAACUCACGCCCGUCAAGCUCCGAGGUGGGGACUGAAGGUGCUCUGCGUGGCAAGGCUCAAGGUCCGAGACAAGAGACUAGCAUCGGUCCAGCCAAGGAUCCGGUGAGAGCUGAUGUUACACAACCGACAAGACAACCUGAUCUCGAACAAGCUCCCGAAGACUCAGUCUUUCAACGACGUAUUCAAGACAGAAUUGCACGGAUUGAGAAGAAAAAGAAGAAACCUGUCUUACAAAGAAGUUCUUCAGACGUGACUGAGCAACGUCCUGUCGUGGAGAAAGCUGCAAACAAUACUGGCUUACGAAAGACCACUUCUGCUGUCGUGUCUCCACUGGACUCACCUGAGGACCCCUCACUGAACGAUUUCCAAUUUGCAGAUAUUACCCCUCUGGACUUCGACGAUCCCAUCAUUGAUGACUCUGUCGCCCAGCCGCCCAUACGACCAAAUAAAGAGCCUGUUGGGAAAACUCAAAGAUCAGCAGGCAGAGGGGCCGGUAUGACUACUGCAAGAUCAUUCAAGCCUCUGACUGUCAAAGCAGCCCCUGUGCUAGCCACAAAAGCUGCUAAACCCUUAGUAGUGGAACAGAAAAAGAAUGAAGACAUCGGACCAUGGAGUAAAGAGGCAUUUGACCUCAUGGAUUGGCGACCACCGAACAUGCAGACCAAGAUCAGCGGGACAGCAUGA
This is a messenger RNA of Aureobasidium vineae, 1827 nucleotides long. Lineage: Eukaryota; Fungi; Ascomycota; Dothideomycetes; Dothideales; Saccotheciaceae. The record is from the annotation of a GenBank genome assembly.